This is a messenger RNA of Elgaria multicarinata webbii, 621 nucleotides long. RefSeq names its product vitelline membrane outer layer protein 1 homolog. The record is from RefSeq and is a predicted model, not a curated record. Lineage: Eukaryota; Metazoa; Chordata; Lepidosauria; Squamata; Anguidae. The transcript has 3 exons. The coding region runs from base 1 to 621 and encodes 206 amino acids.
AUGCAGCCGUUUUCUGUUGUAUUUUUUCUUGCCUCAGUGUGUUUUGCAUCAGCCUUUGAUAAAAGAAUUGUCAGGGCUAAUGGCAUCUUUGCAAGCAGAACAAAUGUCAGUGUGAUAUCUGUUAAUAAUGGAGGGCUGUGGGGCUAUUGGACAUGGGUAGACAUGUGUCCAGAACAUUCAUAUGCCAUUGGAUUUAGUAUAAAGCUGGAGGAGUAUGGAGGAGUUGGCGUCGACGACACAUCACUCAAUGGGAUCCGCUUAUUCUGUUCACCUGAGCAAACCAGGAACGUUAUGUAUACAGUUGAAUCUGAUACAGGAGAUUUUGGAGAGUGGUCAAAGAUUAGAUGGUGUCCACAAGACGGUGCUCUAAAUGCCUUUCAGCUGAAAGUUGAACCUUACCAAGUAGUGAAUGAUAACACAGCGGCAAACAACAUCAAAUUCCGUUGUAGCAAUGGUGUUCUCAUGGAAGAAGUUGGUGGUCUUUUUGGUGACUACAGUGAGUGGAGCAAGCCCUGCCCUAAUGGUAAAAUUUGUGGCAUUCAAACGAAGCAGGAGUCAUAUCAGGGCAUUAUGAUAGAUGAUACAUCACUGAAUGAUGUUCGCUUCUUCUGUUGUAAUUAA